This is a messenger RNA of Herpailurus yagouaroundi (jaguarundi), 1079 nucleotides long. RefSeq names its product phospholipase A and acyltransferase 5 (gene PLAAT5). The record is from RefSeq and is a predicted model, not a curated record. The transcript has 6 exons. Gene Ontology annotation, cellular component: cytoplasm. Gene Ontology annotation, biological process: N-acylphosphatidylethanolamine metabolic process. Bases 49 to 798 code for a protein of 249 amino acids. Lineage: Eukaryota; Metazoa; Chordata; Mammalia; Carnivora; Felidae. Gene Ontology annotation, molecular function: A2-type glycerophospholipase activity; glycerophospholipid phospholipase A1 activity.
AGAGCCGCCUGGGCCGCGCCGGCGCCGAGCCGCAGCCGCAGCCGCGGGAUGGGCCUGAGCCCGGCCGCCCCCGGGAAGAGUAGGCUCCGCCUCUCCCGCUCCCCCGGACCCCGCCCCAAACCCGCGUCCGGAGCCGCAAAAAUAGCCUCUCAAGCGUUGGUCCAGCUCUCUCCCAAGCACCUGCAGCAGGGAACCUCAGAACUGGACAGAAGCGUCCAGGAGGGGGAGGAGCCCGGAGUUAACUUGGAGACCACACCCAGCCAGAAAAGAGCAGAGUCACAUUCAACCCCGAAGCCUGAGAGCACAAGCAAGUUAGCAAAGCAAGCCGCCAAGAGCAAACCAAGACCCAGACCUGGAGACCUGAUUGAGAUUUUUCGCAUCGGCUAUGAGCACUGGGCCAUCUACGUGGAAGACGACUGUGUGGUCCAUCUGGCUCCCCCGAGUGAGGAAUUUGAGGCCGGCAGUAUCAGUUCCAUCUUCAUCAACCGGGCCGUGGUGAAAUACAGUCGCCUGGAGGACGUGCUGCACGGCUGCUCUUGGAAGAUCAACAACAAGCUGGAUGGGACGUACCUGCCCCUGCCCGUGGACAAGAUCGUCCGGCGCACGAAGAAGAUGAUCAACAAGACGGUGCAGUACAGCCUGAUUGAUGGGAACUGUGAGCACUUCGUCAACAACCUCAGAUACGGUGUGCCCAGGAGCCAGCAGGUGGAACACGCCCUGAUGGAAGGAGCGAAAGCUGCCGGUGUGGUUAUUUCGGCUGUGGUGGACAGCAUAAGGCCCAAGCCUGGCCCCGUCUGAAGAUGCUGGAAAUUCCAGGCAGAGGAAGAACGGCUGCCACCAGCAAGGACAGUCACAGCCCCUUUCCUCCCCUUGCCUUCUCUCGCCAGAGCUCCUCCCGAGAAAAUCGGGAGCUUCUGGAGGAAUCUCGAGUGUAUCCAAUUACCCCUCCAGAAAUACAUCCAAUAUAUGUGAUCAUAGAUCCAUGGACUCUCGGGGUGAGAAGAACCGAAUAUUUAUUAUGCCUCCCCUAGGCGCCAGGCACCGUGCUAGGCAUCAUUUCAUAUACUCGUUUCAUUUUA